Messenger RNA from Pocillopora damicornis (cauliflower coral), 3874 nucleotides. RefSeq names its product phospholipid-transporting ATPase IF. Gene Ontology annotation, molecular function: ATP hydrolysis activity; ATP binding; magnesium ion binding. Gene Ontology annotation, cellular component: plasma membrane; endoplasmic reticulum. Gene Ontology annotation, biological process: phospholipid translocation. Lineage: Eukaryota; Metazoa; Cnidaria; Anthozoa; Scleractinia; Pocilloporidae. The record is from RefSeq and is a predicted model, not a curated record.
UCUUGAUGACUAGUGGUGAGCUAAGUAUGUAAGGUGCAGGUGGAACAACAGACAGCGCCUAUGGCCACAAUUUGACAUGAUUUUGAACAAAUUUUAAUACCUCUUCUUCUAGUUAACCUUUGUUGUCAGCAUAAGGGAAGGAAACUCACCCUCAAUGCCUCUAGGAGGAGUCAAGGAUCGCUUAUUGGGAUUUCUUCCAGGAAGGGUGCAACAUGAUGAUGAGUGGCGAACUGUUUUUGUACUUAAUAAGUAUCCUAGCAAUGACACAGAGGUUGAAGUCAAGCAGAAGAGAUAUGCUAACAAUGUAAUUGUUACAUCAAAGUACACAAUAUUGAAUUUUGUCCCAAAGAAUUUGUUUGAACAGUUCCGUAGAAUUGCAAACUUUUACUUCCUCUGCAUUGGUGUGAUUCAGCUCUUAAUUGACAGCCCUGUGAGUCCAGUGACCAGUAUUCUUCCUCUGGUCUUUGUGAUAACAGUCACUGCCAUGAAACAGGGUUAUGAAGACUGGCUUCGUCAUAAGGCAGAUAGAGAGGUUAAUAACAGACCAGCCAAGGUCAUCAGGCAAGGACAGGUGGAAGAUAUCCCUUCCAAAAAUGUCAAGGUUGGUGAUAUUGUUCAGGUAUUAGAUGAUGAAGAGAUUCCUUGUGAUCUUGUGGUGCUGUCCUGUGAUGACCCAGAUGGAACAUGUUAUAUCACAACUGCAAAUCUUGAUGGUGAAACAAAUCUCAAGGUGCGUAAUGCAUUGUCUGAUACAGCAGGAAUGCAGUCUGCUGAGCAGCUCUCUCAUUUGAUUUCACAUGUGGAAUGUGAGCACCCAAAGGAAGAUUUGUACAGUUUCUCAGGUCGAAUGGUAGUGACACCCAGAGGGGGUGGAGAAUCAGUACUCAAGGCCUUAGGUCCACAGAAUCUGCUUUUGAGAGGAGCUCGGUUAAAGAAUUCCACAUACACUUUUGGUGUUGCUGUCUACACUGGCAGGGAAACAAAGAUGGCCCUCAAUCAGCAGCAAGGGGCUCACAAGUUUUCAACAGUAGAGAAGACAAUGAAUGUGUUCCUGAUUGUUUUCCUUAUCGUGCUGCUGAGUCAAGGAGCUUUGUGUGCUGGUCUGAUGUUCUGGAAACAAGGUACACCAUCAGGGAAGCCAUCCUAUAUCUAUCAAGAAGAACUUAAAAUCACAUUCACAGGUUCUAAUGGUGUACUGGAUACAUUUCUUGUAUUUCUUAUUCUGUACAAUUACGUCAUUCCCAUCUCACUGUAUGUUACAGUUGAGCUUCAAAAGUUUAUUGGGGCAUUGUUUUUUGCUUGGGAUCUUAAAAUGUACUUGGAGGAAACAGAUGAGCAGGCCAUUGCCAAUACAUCUGACCUGAAUGAAGAACUAGGACAGAUCGAGUAUGUGUUUACUGACAAGACAGGAACACUUACUGAAAAUGAUAUGCAGUUCAGAGAAUGUUCUAUAAAUGGUUACCAGUAUGUGGAGUUAAACAGUCAGUUAUUUGUGGCAGAUCAAACAGAUGGUGCUUGUGUUUCUGCUCAAAGUGUUUCUUCAGAAGUUAUGCAGUUCUUCUUGGCACUGUCCCUUUGCCAUACUGUUCAAGCCUCCAAGGAGACCAAUCAAGAUUCUAUCUAUGAUUAUCGGUACCAGGCUUCAUCUCCUGAUGAAAAAGCUUUAGUGGAAGCAGCUGUAAGAUUUGGAGUCACCUACCGAGGAAAGAUCGGUGAUGAUAUCGAAGUCAAAGUUGAUGAUGUGAUUGAAAGGUACACACUUCUUCAUGUUCUUGAAUUUGAUUCAACAAGAAAAAGAAUGAGUGUUAUCGUUAAGUCACCGAGAGGUGAGCAUGUGAUGCUAGUGAAGGGAGCUGAGACUGCUGUGCUGGAUCGACUGGCGUCUGGACCCAAAGAUAUUACUCUUGAUCAUGUGAAUGAAUAUGCCGAGAAAGGACUGCGGACAUUAGCUGUUGGUCGUAGAGUGCUUUCUGGAGAAGAAUAUGUUGUUAUUAAUGCUAAGAUCAAUAAGGCCAAACAAGCAAUUCUUGAUAGAGAAGAACAACUUGCACGUGUUUAUGAUGAAGUGGAGAGAGAUUUUCACAUCCUUGGAGCAACGGCUGUUGAAGAUAGAUUGCAGGAUGGAGUUCCGCAAACAAUAGAAGCCUUGCGUGAAGCAGGGAUCAAGGUGUGGGUUCUUACUGGAGACAAGCAGGAAACAGCAGUCAACAUCAGUCACUCAUGUGGACAUUUCAAGGCGGGAAUGGAAAUGAUGUUUGUCACAAAGAAGCAGUCGGAGAGGGAAUGUCAAGAAGAGCUUGUUAGCUGCCGUGACAAGAUUCAACGCCGACCGCCCACAGACAGUAGGCAGUAUGCUUUAGUUAUCGACGGUGUUAGUUUGUCUCAUGUUCUUCGGGGCUGUUCAGAAUUGUUUGAAGGAAUCUGUCAAAAAUGUGUUGCUGUAUUGUGCUGUAGAAUGUCGCCUUUACAGAAAGCUCAGAUUGUCCAGUUAGUAAAGAGCUCCUGUGAGAAGCCGGUGACUCUCGCCAUAGGUGACGGUGCUAAUGAUUGUGGUAUGAUUCAAGAGGCUCAUGUGGGUAUCGGUAUCAUGGGAAAAGAGGGUCGGCAGGCGGUCAGGACAAGUGACUACGCUGUGGCUAGGUUCAAAUUUCUACGGAGGAUACUGUUGGUGCAUGGCCACUGGUAUUAUGUUAGAGCUGCAGUUAUGGUGCAGUACUUUUUCUAUAAGAAUGUGUGUUUCAUCACACCACAGUUUUUCUACGCAUUUUUUACCUCUUUCUCCGGUCAGCCGUUGUACCUCGCAUUCUUUUUAACCGCUUACAACAUUUUCUUCACGUCGCUUCCCAUUUUUGUCUAUGGCAUAUUUGAGCAGAAUGUCAACGGUGACGCAUUACAAAGUCAGCCGCACUUAUACAGGGAUUUAAGUAAGAAUUAUCGCUUAUCAUGGACAGAAUUCUUCUUUUGGGUAAUGUCUGGUUAUUGGCACGCAUUAGUAUUCUUUUUUGGAUCGUACUUCUUCUUUCAAGGCGACGCAAUAGGACCUGCCAUGUUGCAAUAUGGGAACUGGUCAUUUGGAACGUUUGUGUUUACUGUUUGCGUCAUAGUCAGUAAUCUCAAGCUGGCACUGGUUACACAUUACUGGACAUGGAUGACUCACGUUUCUACAUGGGGCUCCAUCAUUCUGUUCUUCGUGUCCACCAUCACAUAUAAUAGUGAGACUUGGAAGGGUUUCCAGCUAGCAUUCAGUGACGCGAUAUCAUUAGACAUGUACAAAUUAUUCUACCAACUGCUGUCCCAAGGAGUGGUAUGGCUGGCCAUAUUAUUACUCAUCUUCAUGGCUCUUUUACCUGAUAUCUUCUUCAUGCUCGUUGGUCGACAAUUUUAUCCUUCAGAGACACAAAGAGUACAGGUUGAUACCGGAAGACAGGAUAGGGCGGUACUUACAAGCAGUGUGGAUGUUGGCACAGUAUCGUCUGUGGCACCAGAGUUCUCUACUGAAAGCGACGUGUCAUUGAUCGCAUUUACUAGUAGCAAUAAUUCAGAUUUGCAGCAAGCUUAAGAACUUUUUGAGCUAGUUAUUGGAUUAUUUUUCAGUAAAUUUUACAAUUUAGUGAAUUUAGACUGUUUUAAUGAUAAAUUAAUCGUAUGAGAUUGUGUGAGUUAAAAUCUAGACCGGUGCUUUCUUGAGUAAAUAAGAUACUAAAAAUAAUUUUAAAAUAUAGUGAGAUGAUAUGAAGAUGAAAUAGCUCAGGAAAUUACAUAGAAUAUCUAAAUUUGUAGAAGAUGAUCACUCGUGAAUAUAACUUUGUCUUUGUUCAGAAAGUACUUAAACAUUACAAAGAGAAUUUUGAAAAUAAACUUUAGAAUGAAUUGA